Molecule: messenger RNA, 2956 nt
Organism: Nicrophorus vespilloides
Lineage: Eukaryota; Metazoa; Arthropoda; Insecta; Coleoptera; Silphidae
Product: titin-like
Exons: 5
Coding region: 632-2926 (764 amino acids)
Biological process (GO): neuronal signal transduction; chemotaxis
Cellular component (GO): rough endoplasmic reticulum membrane; nuclear membrane
Molecular function (GO): microtubule binding
Source: RefSeq, a predicted model, not a curated record
UUCGGAGGCAUUCGGGAGUGUUGAUAAUCAAUGAUAGGCACUUGUUGUCGGGCGCAGCGAGCGCCGAAAGUGGUCGAGCCCAGGCAGGCCUGACACCCUUAGUAACUGUCACGCUGCAAGUAGAAGGGUGGUGGCUUUGCGCGUACUUGCAGAUGCCGCUGUUGAAUGAUUGCUGACAGACCGUCAGCGGCCUACGAUCCUUCCAUUCAACCUCUGCAAUUUCCAGUUUCGCUGUUGUUCAUUGCGUCACUCUCGUUAUUUACCUACCGCUCACGUUCAUAAUUUAUACACAUAUAUACUACACACACGCUCGCAGAUAUACAUACAUAUAAAUAUUUUUCCAAUUCCGAACGGUGGUUCAGUAGAAAGUAGAUUAUUAUGCGAUCACUACGUGUGGUUCUAGUCUUUAAGAUAAGGACGUUCCGAUCGCGAUAGGGACGCUAAGACGCAAAGUACACCCCAUACAUCAGUUAGUUAUGUGCGUUACAGUUGAUGCUGCUGUGUGAUUCAUCGUCGGUUCAUGGUGCCUGCAUGAUUGGUGGAUCGUUUCGUUAGUGUAUGCUUUUAUCCCGAAUUCGUGGUGCGAACGAGGUAUAUAUAGAUAUAUAUCUAUCUAUCGGAGAUUGUAGAUAUGGCUGCGGUUGAUAACGAAUCGAUUGUGCCUCAGUGGAAGAAGGAUUUGAUAAUGCGUCGGAGAUCGACGGGCAGCAAAAAUCAUCCGGCAUCCAGUAUUGGUGGAGGAGAACAGCUGUCGAGCGUACUUCGGUCCCCUGCCUCUGGUGCUUCAGCUAUUGCCGCUUCGGUCUCGGUCGGCUGUGCAGGCCAUCAACCUACUGCGACUUCUUCGGUUAGCGGCAGUGUAUCCGCGGUCUGCGCCAGUGAUUCUUCGUGCGGACAAACAUGUGUUAAGGAUUGUGGAUCGAGCACGUGCUUCUUGAGAAAAAUGGUACAGGAGCGAACCUGGGUGGAUCACAAGCAAAUCAGCGUCGACAUGGUGCCAGAAACUAUCAUCAACGAGAAGAGCGGUGUCGACUCGGACUCCUCCGAGGAGCUCCAGUACGGCCCCGGCAUCGUCAGCAAGCUUAAGAAUAGAUAUCUAAGUUUGACACUACGGGAAGCCAGCCAGAAGAGCCGCCCGACCAUUCUGCAUAUGAGGAAGGCGGCCUCGCUGGAGAAUAUGCUAGAUGAUGACCACCCAAUCGAGGAGGAAAACAAUCGUAAGUUCGAAUCGCGGAUGAACGGUAACGCGAAGAACGUCCCCAACCGCUACAGGAACCCUGUGCGAGGCUCCGAAAUGAAGAGGGCCCGUUCCGUCGAGACGAUAUCUUCAACUCGUACCAACGAGCCCAACAACAUAACCACAACUGCAGAACGCCCCAAGUCCCUGCUUCUACACGAAGAUGUGUUCAUUAUCGACAAGGAAGCCACUGAUAAGCCUUACAGGAAGUCCCCAGAUAGCAGCAACCAGUUGUUCGAACCAGCAGAAAACAAGUACACGAGUCGCGUUAACCGCCCGAAACGGAUAGCCCCAGUCAUGAACGAAAAGGAAAAACCACCAGCCGAUGUCGUGAAGCAGGCGAAGAAGAUCUUCGAGACACGACCUGAGUGCCGCACUAAGCCUCCUCAACAUACCGGAGAUGUAGCCGCUAAAGUGGCCAACUUCAAGAGUAUCAUCAUCCAGACGAAGGCAAGCACGAAGCCGACUCUUAAGCAGAAGCCGCAAGUGGACAAGAGGAAACCUCCGCCUCCAGCUCGUCUGCCCAUCACCAAACCUUCAACGCCACCGCCGAAGAAGCCUCUGCCGAGCCCCAUUCCGGAUGUCUCCAUGACCAACGCCGAGCAAACGGACAACCCAGAAAACACCUCUAGUCUCACUCAAACCCCGGACUUGAUCCUCCACUCUAGUCCCAUACACGCGAAACCAUCGACGCCGCCUCCGCAACAGGCCGACCUCGAGGAGGAGACCCAUAAGACUAUCUCCCCCGAAAGCCAAAGAAACAUCAGCAAUGCUAGCAACUCAAUCACCUUCAACUUCAUCAAGCCAACGCCGGCUACACAGCCACUCAAACUAGAGAUCGAGCCUGUCCAUCAUCCGCAGACCGAAAAACGAUUCAAGCUGUCUCCACGUGAGAUCGAGAAGAACUUCAUCAACGCGAGCAAAUCCAACCAGCAGAAACCUCCUGUCCCCGCGCAACAAGUGAUAAUUCGCGAGGAUACGGUCGCACCCACUGCCGUCGUCUCUGCAGCACCCGCCAAGUGCGAGCCUAAGCUGAAACGCGCCGCGCGCCCCAAACAGGAUGAUCAGCAGAACUGUAUCGUGUUCAAAUUCACAGAUCGGAAAGAUGUACCCGACUACGUUGGAAAUGACGGCACCAUCCGCACCGGGAAAAUCGAAAAACCUAAAACUGGUGAAGGAGGAAUCACGAUAUUACCAGGAGCGUCGAUUGAUGAGGCAUUUGUGGACUACGAGGAGGAGCUCCGAUCGCUGGAAGGUCCUCCGAGUCCUUGUGAUGUGAGCUUCAUCAACGACAACAUUCUCAUCGACGGCCGUUCUAGUCUUAGUCAAAAAACGAAAAAGCCCAAGAUGAGAAUCCAGUUUGUCGAGGCUGUACCGCAAAUAUUUGUAUACCCCUCAGAGGCUGCGAUGCUUCUCCUCGAGCAGCAGGACGUUCAAUCCCCAACGGCGAUUGGCACCAUGGGACACACCGUGCCAUCUCUGACAGGUUCAUCAUCGCUGGCGACGUACACUCCGAAAUCAGGCUGCAGCAGUGAAGAGUUCGAGUUAGGAGUGACAAAAUGCAAUAAUGUUCCUGUGCAAGAGCAGACGACGGGUGUGGAGGAAAUCCAAUCCGAUGACCCAGCAGUGUUGGAGAGCGAGGAACCAGUUUUGUUCAGUUCCGGGACCAUUCCAGACAUUUUAUUUUAACAUACAUACACACACAUAUAAAUAUUUAAA